UGUUUAUUAGUUGUAGUUUCGGAAAUGUUCGGUGCCUUUCAAGGUCGGAUUUUCCUUUCUUCCACGCAUUCUUCUCCCAACUGAUCAAAUUGUCCAUUCCAAGCCAAGCUAAGCUACCAUUCUGCCAUAUCUCUCCAUUUCUAUUAUAUAUCUAUAUAAUAUAUAUAUUUUCCGGCGCGCCACCCCACAUAUCAACCAGCUAGUAUAUAUAGGCAGAAUGAGCCACCCUUCCUUCGCCGCAGCGCCGCCGUGCUCUCUCAGUAGCUACCGCUUCUCACAACCGCCCAACCGGCGGUUAUUGCGGUUUCCCGGCCGCGCCGAUAACACCGACAACCUCUUCACCCCGAACCGGCGGCGGAUCACCACCACUACUACCUCGGCUCCUCCUCGUAGCUCCAAACCUGUUCCCCAUCAUCAUCGUAACAUCGUAAAAGCUCAUCAAUCCACUCAAACCUUCACCUACAGAGUCAAGACCGACAUUCCCUUGUAUGAAUCACCCGAGGCUUCAUUUGACCAGUAUCUAGAGGACAAGCCCAGAGUUCUCAAAGCCUUGUGUCCUUACGAGAAGCGAAAACCUGAACAAAUUAACGAGGAAGAAUGGAGGAUAUACAUGGCGCCCAUAGAUUUCAUGUUCCUCUCCGCCACGCCGGUGGUUCAUAUGAGACUGCGGUGCAAGACAAAAGGCAUAGGAUACCCUUCCGGCAUUCCGCCCAACACUUCCAAGCUGCUCGAGUUAAAAGUUGUUAAAUCGGAGCUUAGGGGAGAUUUGGAUUCAUUGAUGAAGCAUACACAAUUCAAUCUGGGGGUUGAAGGAGUGGUAUACCCAGACAGAAAGGGAUCAAGAACUAGGAUUAAAGGCCAUCUUUUGAUGUCCAUAACCUUUUCUCCACCACCUGCCCUAGCUCUCAUCCCUCAACACCUUCAUAACGACAUCACGCAACUGAUUCUGAGGACAAUAGGAGAGGGCAUGGAAAGGAAUGUAAAUAAUGGAUUGGUGGCGGACUACGGCAAGUUCAAGAAGGAGAAGAGAUGAGAUAUGCGGCGCGGCGGCGCCGUCUUGGAAUGAGACAGACAGCGGCGGACUACGGCAACUUCAACUGAAAAUAUAUGUCGACAAAUGCCGCCUAAUGUAACUAUUAGCGUUAACGUUAACGUGCAAGCAUUCAUUCA
Ipomoea nil (Japanese morning glory) is the source of this 1170-nucleotide messenger RNA. RefSeq lists its product as uncharacterized. NCBI's taxonomy places the organism in Eukaryota, Viridiplantae, Streptophyta, Magnoliopsida, Solanales, Convolvulaceae. The transcript is spliced from 5 exons. The record is from RefSeq and is a predicted model, not a curated record. Bases 218 to 1033 code for a protein of 271 amino acids.